CACGCACAUCACGAAUCUUCAGGAGACGCCAGCGAUCGCGAGGCCGCCGCCGAUCUAACGCGCACACGACGCACGCAAGAUCAAUCUGCAGAAGUGCAGAGUCUAGACUCCAGCGCUCACGCCGGCCGCCGGCGCCGCCGUUCGCCGCCGACUCGGCUACCGCUGGACAGCUCUCCUGUGCGCAGUGUGCUGUUCGCCCAAUCUACUGCUUCUUUACUGCCGUACCUUGGUAUUUUUUUAUGCUUUCCCGGUUUCCCUUGAUAGCUGAUGCUUCUGCAGUUCUGCUCGUAUCAUGUUCUACAACGUCGGUGUGUAUCAGUGUAUAUAAACUGCUCUUAAUUUGAAUAAUGUGUGUAUGUGUAUCAAGUCAUAUAUCUAGUGUAUUGUUGAACUCAAAUUGAUGUAAUUGCCAAUUUCGUUUCAUAUUGUAGAAAAACAAGAUGAAGAGAUUUUUUUCACUGUUGUCUCCAACGAGCGUGUCCACACCUAUCAUUUUAGAUGGAGGGAAUCAAGUGACAGAGGAGGCUGAAUCAACACCUGAAACUGAAACUACCAUUGAAAUGGGACCACCGCCUUCGACUUCAAGCGACCCACCUGCAAUGUCAACUCCAGAGAGUAACAAUCUUGGUAAUCCCGCUGAUGCCCGUGAUCAAUUCUGUAAAAGUGAUAUUGAAGCUGAUCCUGGUCUUAGGAAACCAAUUGAAAGCUUAGAUCCGAACAUUAGAGAUGCUGCUAGAAGGAUUUAUAUAAAUAUGGGUCCAUGCCAACCAACUGAUCAUAAAUAUAAAAAAACACCCCAAGGAAACUCUUCAACGAAAAGAAGCUUUCAUGCUAAUUGGUUCAAGAACCAUGGCGACUGGUUGGAAUAUAGUGUUGCUAAAGAAGCAGCCUUUUGUUUCUAUUGCUUUCUUUUUAAGCAACCAAGAGCGGAAAAUUAUGGUAUUGAGGCAUUCACAAGGGUAGGAUUUAGAAAUUGGAAGGAUGGACCUAGUGUUCUUGAUACACAUAUUGGUAAACAUGAUAGUGCUCACAAUAAAGCUAGACAACAAUACGAGGCUUUCAAAAAUCAAAGGCAAUGUGUGGCGCAUGUGAUGGAUCGUGGUAGCAAAAAGAGUGAACAAGACUAUAAAGCUCGUCUUAUCAUUAUUUUGGGUAUUAUUAGAUUUCUUCUAUUACAAGGUCAUGCUUUUCGUGGUCAUGAUGAGAGUUCAAGCUCAAACAAUAGGGGCAACUUUUUGGAGUUGAUGAGUUGGUAUAAGAAGAAGGAUCCAAUUGCUAGGAAUCUUCUUGAUAGUGCAGGCGGUAACCAUUUGAUGACUUCACAUGAGAUACAAUUUCAGUUGUGCCAAGCUUGUGCAGAAGAGACCACCAAAUCCAUUAUUGCUGAUAUUGGAGAUAAGAAAUUUUCUUUACUUGUUGAUGAGUCCAGAGAUGCAUCUAUAAAAGAGCAAAUGAUUAUGUUUUUAAGGUAUGUCAACAGUUAUGGGUACACGAUCGAGAGGUUUAUUCAGAUUAAGCAUGUUGGUAACACAAGAGCAGCUUCUCUAAAGGCAGCUUUGGAUGGUAUGUUUCUUGAACAUGGUUUAUCUAUGUCUAAAUUGAGAGGACAAGGGUAUGGUGGAGCUUCUAACAUGAGAGGGCAAUUUUGUGGGUUGCAAAGGUUGAUACAAGAUGAAAACCCUUAUGCAUUUUAUAUCCAUUGCUUUGCCCAUCAGUUGCAGUUAGUGGUUGUUGCUGUUGCCAAGUGUUGUUCCUCUGUAACGGAUUUCUUUAACCACAUAACUUUGAUUGUCAACACCGUCAAUGCUUCUUGUAAGAGACAUGAUGAACUAGCUCAACAACAACAUGACAAUAUUGUAAGCCAAUUGGAAUCUGGGGAAAUUUUUUCAGGAAGAGGGAAAAACCAAGCAACCAACCUUGUACGACCUGGGGAUACACGAUGGGGCACACAUCAUAAAACUUUGUGUCGCUUUCUAACUAUGUGGAAAUCUGUUUUGCAAGUGUUAGAGAACAUUCAUGAUGAUGCAGAAAAUUUAACACAAAGAAGCACAGCAGGUGGCUUAAUUUCUCAGAUGGAAAGCUUCGAAUUUGUUUUCAUGUUGCAUCUAAUGAUCAAAUUAUUGGGCAAGACUAAUGAGUUGUCACAAUGUUUGCAAAGGAAAGAUCAAAACAUUGUUCUUGCAGUGAGUUUGAUCGGGGUCACAUUGCAGAAACUUCAAGAUAUAAGAGAAAAUGGUUGGGAUCAGCUCUUGGAAGAGACAAAUGAAUUUUGUGUUAAACAUAGCAUUCUAUUGCCAAACAUGGAUGAUACAAUACCAGCUCGAGGUCGUUCAAGGGGGCGUGGUGGUCAAAUGGUAACUUAUUAUCAUCGCUUCAUAUAUGAAUUGUUCAAUGUUGUGCAUGACCAAGUUAUUACUGAGUUAAAUAACCGCUUUGCUGAGAUAUCUACUCAAUUGUUAAGAUGCAUUGCUUGUCUUGAUCCAAGGAACUCAUUUGCUAAUUUUGAUGAAGACAAACUUGUUGAAAACUUGCUAAGAUGUACGCUGAUGACUUCUCCACAUAUGAGAUUUUGUUUGUCCUUAGAAAGCAGCUUGAAACAUUCAUUGCGGAUGUGAUAGCUAAUCCAAUUUUUUUGAGUUGUAAUGACCUUGGUAAUCUUGUUGUGAAGAUGGUUCAGACUGGUAGACACAUUGUUUUCCCUUUGGUAUAUCGCCUCAUUGAGUUACAUUGAUUUUGCCUGUUGCAACCGCAUCGGUGGAAAGAGCUUUCUCAGCUAUGAGUAUUAUCAAGACAGAGUUGAGGAAUAGGAUGAGUGAUGACUGGCUUAAUUAUAGGAUGGUUUGCUAUAUUGAGCGAGAUAUAUUUGCAACUACUGACGAUGAUGAUAUUGUAUAUCGAUUUCAAUCAUAUAGGUCUCGCAAAGGGCUUUUACCUCGUCGAAGUGGUAAGUUUUAGAUUUGUAUCAAUGAUAAUUCUUUCACUUUUUUUUCGAAGGGCCGGUGGCCGAAUUAUAUUAAAUAGGAAGAGAAGUACAUAGUACAGCCGGGAAGCAGUCUAGACGGACUAGAGCUGGGACCCAACACAAAAUUAGGCGUUCGCCGGCAGGUCGCAGAUGCAACCUGCAGCCCGCCACAUUCUAAUGUCUUCCUUAAUUAACUCCAGCACCCUGUCUACGGUGCUGGCUACAUUAUCAAAAAUUCUCGCGUUUCUCCCCUUCCAUAUCCUCCAGUGUAUCAGGAUAGCGAUCGUGUCGAAAUUCCUCCGUAACGGUUUCGGGAUUGCCGCCCUCGCCUUCAGCCACCAGUCUUCCGUCGUGCCAAAAUGCUCGCUGGGCACCUGGAAAUUAGCCCCCGUCCAGGUUCUGAAGCUCCACCAGAGCUGCUGUGUAAAUCUGCAAUUUACAAACAAA
Molecule: messenger RNA, 3409 nt
Organism: Aegilops tauschii subsp. strangulata
Lineage: Eukaryota; Viridiplantae; Streptophyta; Magnoliopsida; Poales; Poaceae
Source: RefSeq, a predicted model, not a curated record